UUCAUCGACUAAUUAUUAUACGGGUAUAAGUAGAUUAAGGAGUGUAGAAAAUUAGGAAACAGGAAAUCUCAAUUCACUUGAUUCUAGUAUAUCCAUUAUGUGUUUGGGCAUAUAUAUGCGAGACGUUCAAAACAUGGUUUAUGAUGGAUGAGAAGUAAUCAAGUAGCAAGUCUCAAUUCUUGAAAUCAAUGCAUGCGCUUGAUAGAAACCAUUCUCUAGAUCACAUAUCAGAAUACCUAAUAAUUUCAAGUUUCGGUUAGCUUUUCUGGUAUCAAAUUGUAUCUAAAACGUUGCAAGUUACAUUGGUUCAAGUAGAUUCCCUGCCAUGUUCCAUCAAGUGAAUGCAUACGUGCAGAGGCUCGGUUUCUCAGAGAGCAUGUGAUUAGAUAGAUAUAUUUCAUAUCAGAGACUAGUUUUUAUUUUGGAUAUGAGCAAUGAAGUUGUUGAAAAAGAAAAGAUUGAUAUAUAUAGUAUUUAUAAGCCUAAUCGCAAGUUUUUGUGAUGCGUACAUAACCUGUAGCGAAGAGAUUGGUAAACUGUGCAAGAAGAAAGAUGUACAUAACGAUGAAAUACCAUACAGUAAAGUUGGAGAAAUGACAGCACCAACUCCAGAAUGCAUGACUGUAACCUUACUUGAUCAAAAUGGUUCAGAACAUUUGACAAAAAUAACUUGGAUGCAAAAGUGGAAUGACUUGCAGUAUGUUGAUGGAUACUAUAUGUCGAUACUUAACAGUGCUUUUAUGGAUUUUACAACCGCUCAAUACCUUUUUCAAAUCAAUAAAACCGAACUAGAAAAAUAUAAAGAUGAGAGUGGAUACGUUACAUUCAGUUUCAAUGACCACAAAGAACUGUCAGGAAAAAUUGCCAUCAUUAUCUCAUCAAUGCCAAUGUAUCAAACUGAUGAUAAUGACCAUUUUCUUAAAGUCAAUAUUGAUGCCAUUUAUUCAGAUCCAUAUAUCACAAAGACAGAAACUAUUUGUUUAAACAACCAAACAGAUAAUGAAGGAUCCGAAUAUGGAAGUGAAAUGCUCGGUAUAGAUUCUCAAGAAUAUGAUAUUGGUAGCAGCGAAAAUUUCCCAACUGAUCCUGAUGACGUAGAAGUGUCAAGAGAUUCACCACUUUGUGACACUACUGGAAUGGUACCUGUAAGUGUUACAAUAAUAGCAUGUGUUAUAUCUGCACUGAUGACUGUGUUUACCAUAAUCGCAGCUAUAGCAUUGUACUACGUCAUCUGCAGAGCCAUAGAGAAAGAACACAAAAGAAGAAAGAAAGAAAUGUCAAAUAGAGGGCGUAUAAAGAAGCAAGAAUCAAAAAUAAAGUCCAAAGUGAUGAUUAUCGCCAACAUGAUGGAUGCUGAGGAACAAGUAAAGGAUGAAAUAUACAAAAAAGCUGCAUUGUGUCUUGCAAAUAUAUUAUACGAAAGUGGAGAAUUUGAAGUUGGUUGCAAUCUAUGGGUAAUGAAAGACAUUGCACAAAUGGGAAUAGCAAUGUGGACACACAAUAUAAUCACAUCUCAAGACAAAAUAGUCUUGGUGUGCAAUCCCUACACAGUUGCUGCAUUGAAGAAAUAUUGCCCUAAUGAAGGUGUCAGCCAGAAUAAAAGUCUCGUUCACAACCCCAAUUCCUCCGCUCAGAUCAUUUAUAGGAUACUAAUGAGCACCCACACUCUUGAGAAAAAACUAGUCAUUGUUUGUCUAAAUGAUGAGGAGCAUGACUGCUUAGCAAACCUGACACUACCUACUUUGAAUCACUGCGAAAGAUAUGACCUCAUUCAUCAAUUUGCAGAUUUAAUACAAGCAUUAUAUAAGAAUCCCAAUGAUGCAAAGCGUAUGAAAGCAGAAAUAAUGGCAACUAUGCAGAAAAGUUUAACCCACAUAUUCCUUGCAAAUAAAAAUCAAGAUGAAAUUGAUAAAAAGGUUGGAAAUGACUUUGAUAGACUGAAAUCUUCAAUACAAGAGCAAAUGUGGCUGAUGAAUGAGAACAAACCGGCACAGAAACUACCAGAUAAAAAAUUCCCUCAUAAAAACAAUAAUCCUGCGGCAACAACAGAAAAAAUCAUUCCUGAUACCGGUAUGCAAUUUGAUUCAAUGUUUUCUUCACGAUGCAACAGUCACAGCACAGAAACUAUUUCAAGCUGUGGGGAUACGGGAUUCCAAGAGAACAAUCACAUGCAUUACCAAUCACAUUACCAUCCCGCUGGAGCCAGACCCAGGACUUAUUCAAAUAAACUCUAGUCAUAAAGGUGAAACUGAUGCAAAUAGAAGCAAUGCUUGCAAACAGAAUAUCAUAAUAAUAUUAACAAUUAUGUUGAUGUGUAGCAGUAUUGCAUUCAUAGCACCACCCACAUAGGAAACACCCACACAACUUCUCUAUAGAGAAUUUUAUUGACUAUUGUGUCCUAAAAAUAACCACUUGUCCUGCACACCAUUUUUUUUAAUUUUGUAUAUUUUUUUCUCUUCAAAGAUAUCCAGACUAUCAUGUAUUUUGUAUAACAUCAGAUAUUUUUUAUGAGUUAAUGCAUUUAAUAAAAUCAACUAAAACCGAGGAAUAUAAAUAUUUCAAACGACAGUGAGUUUUCAAGGUAGAUCACCGUUGUGCGUGGGCUACAAUAGCCCUUCAGUAUAAUUUUAUGAGGCCCACAGGAAGAAAACAGUAUCAACUUAACAGUAAUAGGGAGAAUUACAUUCUAUGUACCAUUGCUGACUUAAUUUGACAACAUAAUCAGACUCAUUCUUGACUGUUUUUGCAUAUAACAAUAGACACAACAUAAUAAUAUAAGUAAA
Messenger RNA from Styela clava, 2783 nucleotides. RefSeq lists its product as uncharacterized. The record is from RefSeq and is a predicted model, not a curated record. NCBI's taxonomy places the organism in Eukaryota, Metazoa, Chordata, Ascidiacea, Stolidobranchia, Styelidae.